Molecule: messenger RNA, 3674 nt
Organism: Syngnathus typhle (broad-nosed pipefish)
Lineage: Eukaryota; Metazoa; Chordata; Actinopteri; Syngnathiformes; Syngnathidae
Gene: ptpn1
Product: protein tyrosine phosphatase non-receptor type 1
Exons: 9
Coding region: 413-1720 (435 amino acids)
Biological process (GO): protein dephosphorylation
Molecular function (GO): protein tyrosine phosphatase activity
Source: RefSeq, a predicted model, not a curated record
AGAUGCCUCAGUGCGCGCUCCCGUUGGCGUCGCUCUACAGCUGCUGUAGAAAUGCUAACCUGACUGACUGUUCCUUUCUUUCGAAGUUCUCCAUUUGGGCAUUUACGAGCUGUCUUAUCAAGGAAGGCGGCGACGACUUUCUAUGUUUAUCUUUAUUUAUGCCUCUUUGUUGUUUGCCGCCAAGGACGGCAGUUAGCUAGUAGCUCCACCGCGUAAGGCGCUUGUUUGCGGCUCGUUUCCGCUAACAGCAGCAGGCCGAUUUUGAGUCCAAGUCAUCUAUGUUGCUCUAGUGACAACAAAUCCACAGCGGCGGCGUUCUUUGACACUUUUACGAGACAAUAACUAUCUCGAUUACAGCGAGGUGAGCUUAUCCACAGCGGGGGAAGAACGAGCGACAGCUGGACUGUCAGCAAUGGAAGCCGAGUUUCGGGAAAUCGAUGACAACAGGAUUUGGAGCGCCAUUUACCAGGAGAUUCGUCAGCAGUCAUGUGAACUGCCCUGCAAGGUGGCCAAACUACCUGAAAACAAGAGUCGGAAUCGCUAUCGAGAUGUUAGCCCAUUUGACCACAGUAGGAUAUGUCUGCAGCAGAGUGCUAACAACUACAUUAACGCCAGCCUAAUAGCGGUAGAAGAGGCGCAAAGGAGCUACAUCCUCACUCAGGGACCCCUACCCAACACGUGCGGUCACUUCUGGGAGAUGGUCUGGGAGCAGCAGAGUUGCGGUGUGGUGAUGCUGAACAGAGUGAUCGAGAAAGGAUCUGUCAAAUGCGCCCAAUAUUGGCCACAGAGAGAAGAGAGAGAUGCGCUCUUUGAGGAUACAAACUUCAAGCUCACCUUUGUUUCCGAAGACGUCAAGUCUUACUACACAGUCCGUCAUCUAGAGCUGGAAAAUCUCGCUACACUAGAGACACGUGAAAUUUUACAUUUUCACUACACCACCUGGCCUGACUUUGGGGUGCCAGAGUCUCCAGCUUCCUUCCUUAAUUUCUUGUUCAAAGUGCGGGAGUCAGGUUGUAUGAAUUCAGACCGGGGGCCAGUGGUGGUUCACUGCAGCGCUGGCAUCGGACGCUCUGGAACCUUUUGCCUGGUGGACACCUGCCUAUUACUGAUGUCUAUCCGCAAAGACCCGUCCUCUGUGCGUAUCCGUGAUGUUCUACUGGAGAUGAGACGCCAUCGCAUGGGCUUGAUUCAGACUGCGGAUCAACUUCGCUUCUCCUACCUUGCUGUCAUUGAAGGUGCUAAAUACCUCAAGGGAGAUUUGUCAUUGCAGGAAUCAUGGAAGGAGUUGUCAAAUGAAGAAGAUGAUCCCCCUGAAUUCACGCCACCUCCCCUCCCACCUCCAAGAGACCCUCAGAAUGGCAAAGUUGGGCCAUCACUUUUUCCCAUGAACGACGAGAUUGUGCGACCGAUUGAAAUCCACACUCUGGGGUCCUCACAAGACUCAGAGGUGCGAAGGAGGACCGCGGUCGCCCUCCAGUCCCCUCACGAUGGUGCCGCUCACCUUGACGGUCACGUGGAAGUCCGAGAUCCAACCUCCAAAUCUGAAACCAAAGCCCAGCCGCAGCACGACACGGAGCGGCAUCAAGUGGACGGAGCCGUUCGGCAGUCGGUGGAAACAUCCGCAGAGCCUGAGAAUUGGUCUCCCCUCCUCGCCAACGUGUGCCUGUGCACGGCGCUGGCGCUCAGCGCUUACGUCUGCUAUCGAGCCUUCUACCACUGAUGUCUGCGUUCCUCCUCCUUCACUGACUCGCCUGGCCAAAUGUUGUUUUAGUCUUGGAAGCUCAGGGCCUUUUCAAGGUAUUACGUCCUCCAUUCGUCCGUCAACUUAAACACACAAAGCAGCGCCGUUUAGGGAAAAAAGAAGAGAGAGCCACAGAAAUGGGUAAAUGUUGAGAAGAUGUAACUGAGAGAUGGCAAUUCGGGUUAGCCCAGCUGUUGAUUUGGUCAGUGCCUUGACAUAGAUGGCGGCCGACACGGCCGUUGUCAUUGAAGUUCAAUCCGUUUUGGCGUCAUCAGCGUAGCUAUUAUAGAAAUUUGUUUGUUUUAAUUACAUAAUCAUUUCCUUUAUAAUGUAUGAAGGAGUCUUCAAACCACAUAAGGGGAAAGAUGGAAGUAAAGAAGACUAUUCCUUUUCUUUCAGUGUGGCCCUAAAAUCCUUUUACACUCGUGUAACCUGACCAAUGAAGUCCACUGCAUCUUGAAGGCAGGAAUAUGCUUUAUAACGUAGCCAAUCAUAUGGUCCAAACAUCUAUGUCAUAUCUUGAAACUCUUAUUUUUUUAAGCUGCGUCAAGUGGCGAUGAGAAUCGAGUUACGCAUUGGCUGAGAAUUGAGUUCCAGCCAUAAGGCGGCAUGAGGGGAAGCGCCACUGUGCCCACUAGAAAAGAGCUUGAGUCUGGGGUGAAGCAAUUCCUAAUCGAAUACUUUAGCUUGGACAUGAGCUGUCCCUCCCCCAGAAUAUUAGAAUUUGAACAUGGCGGCUUUGUAGCAUCUUGUUGCUGCGGUGUGGAAAAGCCUUGAUGACCAGGUGGGGUAUAUUCCAGCCAGUGGGGGCUUGAAGCGAUUCUGUUUUUACAGCUCAAACAUGCUGCCGUGUGUAGGCAUAACAAAGAUGCUAGAUUUUCCCAAGAAGUGAAGUUUUAGACUGACAAUUCGGCGGAGCAUCGUUUCAGCGCAUUGAGCAGGUGCCCGCAGUGAUAAGAGGGCGGAGCUUGAUUUUAUGUUUCAACUUUUGAAGCUGCAUUUUAUAUACUUCACCAUUUUUUUUUUAAUCAUUAUUUGGCAGUGUUUUAACAACACUCUGCUGUGUCAUAGUUUCAUUUAUUUUCACUUUACAGGGACUUAAGGAAAAUUAAUGUGAACCAAGCUGCCUCCAUUCGUGCAUUUGUCAUCUGAAACGCUUUUAUCCUCAUGGUUCUUUAUUCUCGCUGCAGUCUCCCAACAGAAAAUAGUUCCAUUGGAGGGUACAAAUUUUAUUUUAUAACUUUACCGGUACUUCAAUUGACUGGCGACCAGUCCAAGGUGUACCCCGCCACUCGUUCAAAGUGACCUGGGAUAGACUCCAGCUCACUCGUGACCCUUAUAUGGACAUUAGCUUUUGAUAAUUGUUUUAAAUGGUAUGAAUUGGGGUUCUAACUCUUGGCUGGAGUCAAGUCGCCAUAAUGGUGGGUGGCGAGAAGUAUACAGAGCCAAACUACUUGCCAGCAAUACAAACUCAUCCAAUCGUGUCACCUUUACCUUUUGAACCAGGGAUAAAGAACCAAGCCAACACCAGCACAGAGAAAAACAAUACACUGUAGUAAUAUUUGGACAGUAUCACCCUGAGCUGGAAAUAAUUUCAACGAUUAUAUUGACUUUUCGCAUGCUGCAUUUGUGAAUCGACAGGUGUGUUCUAAAGGGAUAUUAGUUAUGCUGCUAGUAUUCAACAAAAUGAGUUGGACAGCUGUACAUCUUUUUAUUUGGAAUGUAUAAUUGUCCUAAAGGUGGAUAAAUAAAUAUAUACACACACACACACACAUUUCAAAUCAGGUUUUUAGUGUGCUGAUUUGUUUUGGUUCUGCUUAAUCAAGGGAUUCAACCUCAGCACCUCAAGUUCUCCUGUUUUCUAUCCUGAGCUUAAAAUGUGUAUUUUUUUAUAUACAUUUGUUUGACUUUUCAAAUAAAGGAUUAUACUGCA